UGCGGCAGCCAAGCGGGCUCGUGCUGCGAUUGAAGACCCGGACGCGUUCGGAUCCCGGACUAUACGGAUAAUGUUGUAACAGUUCGUUUUGAUUUUGUGAAAAUGUGGGGGAUCUGGUGUGCUGUUUUGAUCUAUUUGACUACCUUUCGGUCGACAUGUUACUGCCAGACAGAGAACUUCACAACCCAAGCCCCAUACCCCAUCUACCUUCCCCUCCGCUGCUCCUCCCUAAGACCUGGAGACGUCGAUCUUCAAGCCAUAGAUCUCAUAGCCGUAUACCAGCUGGAUGGGCCCAAUACCACAGGAGUGACCCAGGUCCGAGGGUCUCAGGACAUGCAGAGGGCCUAUAGGAUCAGUGAUGGGGCUAAUUUGACUGUACCUUUAAGAAAUGUCUUCCCAUCCGGUCUUCCCGAUCAGUUCAGUGUGGUAGCCACCUUCAAUGCUAGAAGCCAGAUCAAGCCCUGGAUGAUUGUACGAGCCACUAAGACCCUUCAGUUCUCUCUGACUUUGCUGCCUCGUAUUGAGAAGUUAGCUGUGCUUGUGGAAGGAACUAGACUGAUCUUCGAUUGUGAGAAGUUGUUCAGGCCCGGAUGGCAUAAGUUGCAUGUAGCUGUCACCAAUGAUACGGUCCAUGUAGCCGUUGAUUGUGAGGAGCUAGUGCCACAAAACAUCACGAGCCACAACUUGAAGAAUGCCACGACUCUGUCAAUCAUGGCGCACGAGGACGGAACCCCGGCUGCAGUAGAUCUCCAGUGGUUGUCGAUGUACUGCAGCCGGUAUAAACUGGCCAAAGACAGCUGCGAAGAAAUCGAUGAACCAGCACCUAUAGUGUCUACCGCUUCUCCUCGAUUCUUUCAGUUUGAAGCCGGAGCUGACAGGAUAGAGUUUCCUGCUCUCAAUACCUGUAACCAAUCCUGCCCGCCGGGUCCUAUGGGUCCACCGGGGCCACAGGGAGAACCCGGAAUCAGAGGGUUUACAGGUUUACCCGGUGUACGUGGCACCGAGGGGCCUAUGGGGCCCCCAGGGCCCCCGGGGCCCCAAGGCGAGAGGGGCGAGCGGGGACCACCCGGGGAAGUUACAUCAGGAACCGUAGGGGUAGUCGGCCCGCCAGGAAAACCGGGAAAGUCGGGUCGAAAAGGAGAGAGGGGAGACACAGGACAGAAAGGUGAGCCGGGCGAAGCUGGGCUGACGGGUCUAGGCGGCCUACCAGGAGAAUCAGGCAGGGAUGGUAAACGCGGCUCACCGGGGCCCGAGGGGCCUCGAGGGCUCCCGGGGCCCCCUGGACCUCCAGGCACCGCUGCUAACAUUAACGCUUCACUACUACAAGGUGCCAAAGGUGAGAGAGGGGCACCAGGCAGACGAGGUCUGGAUGGGAGCCCAGGACCCGCCGGCGCCCCAGGGGCUACUGGUGCCACGGGCCCACAGGGGCCACAAGGUCCUGCAGGAGUACCGGGGCCUCCGGGUGUUAUAGGCCUCCCUGGGCCAAGCGGGCCUCGUGGCGAACGAGGCCAAGAUGGAGCACAGGGUCGGGAAGGCCCACGCGGGCUGCCAGGCCCACCAGGCCCUCCAGGCUCCAACGUUGCCCAGGGUGCCACUGUUCCUGGACCACCUGGGCCGCCAGGGACCACUGGUCAGAAAGGUGAACAAGGUUUGCCCGGCGUGCCUGGUACUUCAGGAAUCGACGGCGCCCCGGGCACCCCAGGACAGAGAGGGCCACCUGGUAUUCCGGCUCCAUACAGUUUGAUAUCACAGGCAUCGACAAUAUCCGAAAGUGAAGUAAGAAAUAUUUGCGAAGCCCUUAUAAGAGAUCAUCUUAAGGAAUGGACGCAAGGUCUAUCAGGUCCUCCCGGGCCUCCAGGAGUAGGCAGGAGGGGCCCACCUGGAAAACCUGGAAUCGUUGGUGCACCUGGCGCCCGAGGUGAACCUGGAGAGACCGGGCCUCGCGGGUACCCCGGCGAAACUGGCGACCCCGGCAGGCCGGGCGAGUCCGGGCCUCGUGGUGACAAGGGCGAUAAAGGGGAGAGGGGGGCGGAGGGACGAGGUCUACCAGGCCAGGAGGGUCCGAGGGGUAUCGCAGGUCCUAUUGGCCCACCUGGUCCCGCUGGAAGAACAGGCGACAGAGGAGAGGCUGGCAGAGAAGGGGCUAUGGGCCCGCGAGGGGUGCCCGGACCGCGUGGUUCCUGCGAUUGCCCCACAGCCGCGUUUUACGCGUAUCCACAAGGACUGAACAAAGGACCAUAAACUCACAACACAGCUAUGGACCAUAGACAACGUUACCUCGCACAGUAGAAAAACUAUGAAUAUCUCGUCGGGUGACAAGCAAAAGUCACUAACUAACACCAUUGAAAUUAUUGGAAAAUAAACCGUGUUACAAGUGUAAUAAAGUGCAUUGUUACUUUAAUUUUUUGAUAGUACUUAGUGACUUUUGCUUGUCACCCGACGAAUUGUAGAAUAUUUAUUGUGUAAAGAUUCAUGAACUUGCAUGCAAUAUUCGAUACAUUGCUAAUCGAUAGAUCGGCCAAAUACCGCAAUGUAUCGGAAAUUGCCUGUAUAGGCGUACAUAGUAGGCAUAGUAUCAACACAAUACAAGGUGCCGCGCCGUACUUGAAUGCAUUUUCUAAUGACAUCGUCUGAUCUCCAAUCAGUGGCGUAGCUAGGGGGGGGCGGCGGGGGCGGUCCGCUCCGGGUGUCACCCAUUUAGGGAUGACACCCGACUGUGAAGAUCAGUAGUGCCACCUAUAAGAAUUCGUAAAAUGAAAGCGAUGAAGUAAAUCCUGAGCUAUUUGACAACAAUUACAAUUACUCUUAUGAAAUAUAUUUUACAAUUUUGAUUGAAUUUUGGGGUGACACCCACAAUUUCCGCACCGGGUGCCACCCAUGCUAGCUACGCCACUGUCUCCAAUGUCAUCUUUUGUUAAUAAAUUAAGGUAAACUACUCAAAAAACUGAUAGGUUUACUUAAUGUAAGCUAGUACCGUUUUAAGCUUACGUAGUACGUUAAUCAACAUGAAGGGAGUACCUACAUAAGUAUCAUUGUAUCGAUUUUUUCCUAUCGAUAUUAUUACGAUUCUUUUCCUAUUGGAUUCAUAUAAAAACUCGUCUAAAUCAAUAAAUAAUAUCAAUUUAGAAUAGUAAAUAUAUACUUUUUUUACUAUGAACUUUGUAAUGACCAAGCGUACUUAAUGUAUUAAAGU
Cydia fagiglandana is the source of this 3193-nucleotide messenger RNA. RefSeq names its product collagen alpha-1(IX) chain-like. The coding region runs from base 103 to 2241 and encodes 712 amino acids. NCBI's taxonomy places the organism in Eukaryota, Metazoa, Arthropoda, Insecta, Lepidoptera, Tortricidae. The record is from RefSeq and is a predicted model, not a curated record. Gene Ontology annotation, biological process: extracellular matrix organization. The transcript has 23 exons. Gene Ontology annotation, molecular function: extracellular matrix structural constituent conferring tensile strength.